GCUUUUUACUCGACAUAGUGAACAAAUGACCACCAGUAGAAGCAAAUUUAAAACGGUUAUACUGAAGUGAAAUCGUUAAAUCUCUCAUAUCACAGGAUUGUGCUGUGAUGGCGUCCUACCUAUUCAUUAUUUCAGCUAUUGCUGCACUUUCUGGCCUUGGGUAUGCAGUAGGUGACCAUUGUGAAAAUUCCAAUAAGCGGUCAAUGAGUGGAGAUCCUGGAUCAAAGCAUUGUCUUACAGAUUCUAAAACAAUCUACCCACUUCAAGUGCUUGUGCGAAAAUUGCCAGAUCCUCUUGUUGUCAAGGAAGGAGAGAAAUUCAAUGUUUCAUUGACAAUCAAAGUUCGAAGGAAGCUGCCAAAAAGCUUUGAGGUUGACUUAGAUUUAUGGAAAAAGAUUGGAUUCUGGAUUAAAAUUCCUUGCAUUAGUGAAGUUGGAUCUUGUGACUAUAAGUUUGACUGCCAAAAGAUGAACUGCACUCAGUAUCUGGACAUGUGUACGAGCUGUAAAAUUGCUGUUGAUGACGUCACGAUCACAGUUCCUGUCAAUGUGGAUUUCCCAUCAUUCCUUGUCAAUGGAAAAUAUUGGAUUGGUUACAAAAUAAAAGAUGGGAAAAAUGGAUCUUUUGUUGCCUGUGGUGAGCAGUAUAUCAACAUAGAAAUAUAGCCGAGCAGCAUAAGCAUGUAAAGUGUGGAAAUUUCAAAAUUGUAAAUGAGAACGAAAAUGAUU
Messenger RNA from Rhopilema esculentum, 728 nucleotides. Its product is annotated as ganglioside GM2 activator. Gene Ontology annotation, cellular component: cytoplasmic side of plasma membrane. The record is from RefSeq and is a predicted model, not a curated record. Gene Ontology annotation, biological process: lipid transport; ganglioside catabolic process. Gene Ontology annotation, molecular function: lipid carrier activity; enzyme activator activity. NCBI's taxonomy places the organism in Eukaryota, Metazoa, Cnidaria, Scyphozoa, Rhizostomeae, Rhizostomatidae.